UAACCUUUUCUUAACGAAACGAAAUUUUACGUGCGGUAUUUUUUUAUUUUCUAUGAAGAAAAUCUAACUAAAAUUAUUAAUUAAAACAUCGUGCAAACAUUUAAAAAUGCUGUUAAUGCGUCGUGCAGAAUCCCUAACAGCACGAUGUGCUACAGUGUGUCGUAGUUAUAUUGCCUCACCAAAAAAUGCCCAAGCAGCUGCUGCUCAAACAGCCGUCCCAGACAGUGAUGAGUAUACUGAAGUGGCACAAUAUCCGGAAAUAAACGAUCUAUCGUUUGCCGCACGUAAAGAACGUGAAGCAUUGUCCUGGCAAGAACAGGUACAAAAGGCACCUACUGUGGAAGAAAAAAUGAUUAAAAUCAAUAUGCCUCGCUACUAUGGUUAUAAAGUGGUGGAGUUGAACGACGAACGGCUGCCCUAUAAUUGUUUGCCUGUCAUACAGCACUACACAAGAACUUUGUAUGAGAACAUGCCCAGUGAGUUAAAAAAAGACGAAAAAGUUACAUCAUAUGUUGAGGCCAUUAAAGGAGAUGUACAGGAUGCUUUGGAGUUGGCACAUGAUUAUUUCAGUCUAAAAUACCCCAAUGCUUCCGAAUUGGAACCCAAAGAACGGGAGCGUAUCUUGACUCAAGUUAUUGUUGAGCAAAUACAUCGGGCUUUAAUUAAUGGCCUCUCGGCAGAUCAUCAACACUUGCAGGAAGUUGAAGUCGACUAUAAUCCCAGGCAUGAAGCCUUCUGGUCUGUUGGUGGUAUACCAGCACCAAAAAAUGUGGUCAAAGCCAAAGAAUCCCAUGAAUGGCAAAAAGAUUUAGCCAAAGAACCCGUUGAUCGUUUAAUGCAAUACAAAAGUGAACCUAUGUUGGCGCUCAGACACCGUUCGCAAUUGCCCACAUGGAAAAAUGAAAAUGAAUAUAACGAUAUUGAACUAGCUAAAAAUGUACCACGCGUAGAUUUUGAUCCCAGAAGUUUAGGUUAUACCACGGGCUACCAACAUGGCACAAAUAUUACAGGUUACUGGCCCAGUAAUUUGGCAGGUUUUGGAUUACUUUCCUACCAAUCCCGUGCCGGCAUUCAUAUACGACCACAAAGUUAUGCUGCUGAUGAUCACAAUGAAGCCCUGCAUGCCCACGCCAUACAAUCUAGUUUCGCUUGGCUGCUUGCCCAGGCUAACUAUUUGGGUUUCAAUACAUUUUCCGAACUGACAUACCCCUUAAACACUCAAACCAUUUUAACUGAUGGUAAAACAUGGUCAUUCUAUGAAUAUCAAUUGAAUACCUUGUUGAUGAGUGGUCGUCAAAUUAACGAAAAUUCUCGUGUCAACUAUUGUCGUGGUACGCAAGAGUUAGCUCUGUAUCAGGAAGUCGAUGACAAAGGCAAAAUUGUGGGCUUUAACGAUCAAGUAUUGAAACAUUUAAUCAACUACUAUAUCAAAACACCAACUGUACAACGUUCAGCCGAGGAAUUGCAACCAUUUUUGGAUACCAAAUAUAAGCGCAUAGCGGACUAUGAGGAAGACGAAAAGCGAGCAUUUUUAGAAAAAGCUUUUAAACAUUUGUUCUCCAACCGGCCACGGCAUUUGGCUUUGCCCGAAAUUUACUUGUGGGAGAAAAUCUAUAAAAUUGAUAAUAAAACUCGUCCUAUGGAUGCAAGACGUCGUUACUUUGAGAUAUUCUAUAAUCCCUGGCAGCGAAAAUUAGAUCAACACCAAAAGGAAUACAUACCACGCAAGGUGAGACCCGAAGGCCCCAAGAGCAAAAAGAAGUGGAAGCCAACUUAUUAUCCUGAGAAUUAAGGAAAGCUGUAACAGUUUUUUAGUACACAUAAUUUGUUAAAUUUUCUUAGAAAAUAAAAAAUAAAUAAAAAAUUAAA
This is a messenger RNA of Calliphora vicina (urban bluebottle blowfly), 1869 nucleotides long. It is a transcript of the gene mRpS30, whose product is annotated as mitochondrial ribosomal protein S30. The record is from RefSeq and is a predicted model, not a curated record. The coding region runs from base 107 to 1792 and encodes 561 amino acids. Gene Ontology annotation, molecular function: structural constituent of ribosome. The transcript has 3 exons. Gene Ontology annotation, cellular component: ribosome; mitochondrial large ribosomal subunit; mitochondrion. Lineage: Eukaryota; Metazoa; Arthropoda; Insecta; Diptera; Calliphoridae. Gene Ontology annotation, biological process: translation.